This is a messenger RNA of Elgaria multicarinata webbii, 1278 nucleotides long. RefSeq names its product microtubule cross-linking factor 1-like. The record is from RefSeq and is a predicted model, not a curated record. Bases 1 to 1278 code for a protein of 425 amino acids. Lineage: Eukaryota; Metazoa; Chordata; Lepidosauria; Squamata; Anguidae. The transcript has a single exon.
AUGGAGACUUUGAACGGCACCAGCCUCGGCGAGCCUCUCAAGCCGCCGCCGCCGCCCGCUCCGCCGCCGCAGAGUCCCCACCACUCCUGCGCCGAGAAGAAGAGGCUCCACCGAGCCCCUUCCCCCGCCAGACCUUUCCUCAAGGACCUCCACGCCCGGGCGUCUUCCGCCAAGCCCCCGCCGGUGCCUCCCAAAUCUCCCAGCCUGUCGGGCAAGGCGCAGCCCCAGCAAGGGGGAGCCCGUCCGCAGUCGCCCGGGCUCUUGGCCACGCAGAGCCGCCUCUCCCGGCGCAGCUGCGCCCAGGGCGCGAAGGCGGCGGCUGGUCUCGGGGCCGGCGCGCCGGGCAAAGCCGGCAGCGCCAAGUCCGCCCUCUCGAGCAAGAAGGCAGCCCGGGCCCAGGACCAGGCAGGCGGCAAGGCCAGCGGGAGGCACCCCGGGGGCGAGGCAGCCCACCCGCCUGGCAAAAGCAGGAAGGCAAAGCGAGGCGCUCCCUUGGUUCCGCCGGGCUCCUUGGCCCCGGCCGCCGGGCUGGGCAGUGGCCCCGCCGUCAGGAUCAGCCACACGGACAGCAGCUCCGACCUGUCCGACUGCCCCUCCGAGCCGCUCUCCGACGAGCAGAGAUUGGCCCAGGCCGCCAGCAGCGAUGCGGAGUCUGGCACCGGCUCCAGCGACCGGGAACGCGAAGUGCCGCCGCCGCCGCCGCCACCACCACCUCUUCCCCCGGGGCCGGGCGGCUCUCCGCAGCAUUCCCUGCCCUCCUCGGACGUUCCGAGCAAAGGGCCGGCGGCGCCACCUGCCUCCCCAGGAGCCAAAGGGGAGGCGCAGGGCGAGGAGGCGAGCUGGGCGAGAGCUCUGGAGAAAGCGCCCUCCAAAAGCGCCCAGCCUGCAGGGAGCGGGAGGCUGGGCGGCAAAGCCCCGCUGGUGGUUCCCCCCUGCGAGAGGCAGCUGGUGGCAGACGAGGAGGAGCUGCUGAGGGAAAUAGAAGAGCUGCGCUCAGAGAACGAUUACCUCAAGGUAAAUGGAGGGAAGCGGGAGGGAAGGAUAGCGAGAACACUGGGCCUGAGGCGACAGCUGGUGGUCCGGGGCGGCUGCGCUGAGGGAAAAGACCACUGGCUGAGCUACGGGCAACUGUCCCAAACCACGAGGCACCCGAGACACCGCCUGGAGCGCCUGGCAUUUGGUCUGUGGAGUGUGGGUGGGAAGCUGGAGUCGUUGAGCGGGGUGGGGGCACUUGUUGAGAGAGGGGGGGCACGGCUGGGAAUUUGCUUGCCACUUUGA